Tachysurus fulvidraco (yellow catfish) is the source of this 4958-nucleotide messenger RNA. Its product is annotated as protein mono-ADP-ribosyltransferase PARP6. The transcript has 23 exons. The record is from RefSeq and is a predicted model, not a curated record. NCBI's taxonomy places the organism in Eukaryota, Metazoa, Chordata, Actinopteri, Siluriformes, Bagridae. Gene Ontology annotation, molecular function: protein serine/threonine kinase activator activity; kinase binding; NAD+ poly-ADP-ribosyltransferase activity. Gene Ontology annotation, biological process: endoplasmic reticulum unfolded protein response. Gene Ontology annotation, cellular component: nuclear envelope; endoplasmic reticulum tubular network; membrane. The coding region runs from base 496 to 2421 and encodes 641 amino acids.
GUAGAUCACAUGAUCCUGGAGACUGGCUCCUUCUGCGCAUGCUCAGCCUACUCUGUGUUGUCAGGCAAAGAAUAACGCAGCGCUAGUAGCUGAGAUCUGCAACAGAUAAACACACAUAUACACACAUUUGGAGCAAACCAGAAUGCGAGAAUCACAUUUAAUACAGCACGACAACGGAGAUUACUUCCUCAUUUUUUAAUUUUGCUCAGACAUUUUAGAGCUUUUUCUGAAAGCAUCACUGUGAACCAGGAGAAGAGAGGAAAAGGAGAAGGAAGAAGAGGAGGAGGAGGAGAAGUAGGCAUCACUGGAGGAAAGUCCAUUGAAGGAGAGGGACUGCAAAGAGCCUGUCCAUCCCUCCAUCUUUUUCGUGAAGUUUUGCCUCCAUACAGAAGCAUCAGAGCUUCCGUCUGAACUAAGCAGUCUGUUCCAUGCCGUUGGGGCGUUCGAUGUGAAAUGGAUGGGAACAGCCCAAGUCUGUCAGAGCUUUAUCUCUAAAUGACUGAUUCAAUGGACAUAAAAGGCCAGUGUUGGACGGAUGAGGAAUCAGAUGGAGAGAAUGAGCCCGAGCAGUUCCUCUAUGGAAUUCAGGGGACUUGUGCGGCCGAUCUGUAUCGCCAUCCCCAACUGGAUGCUGACAUCGAGGCUGUGAAAGACAUUUACACAGACAGUGCCAUAUCAGUCAGAGAAUACGGCACAAUCGACGAUGUGGAUAUCGACCUUCAUAUCAACAUCAGCUUCCUGGAUGAGGAAGUUGCGACAGCAUGGAAGGUCAUUAGGACGGAGCCCAUCAUCCUCCGCCUCCGCUUCUCCCUCUCACAGUACUUGGAUGGACCUGAACCAUCAGUUGAAGUAUUUCAACCCUCUAAUAAAGAUGGAUUCAGUCUCGGACUUCAGCUCAAGAAGAUUCUGAGCACCUUCAUCUCUCAGCAAUGGAAACACCUGAGUAAUGAGUUCCUGAAAGUUCAGCAGGAGAAGAGGCACAGCUGGUUCAAGGCUGGAGGGACGAUAAAGAAGUUCCGUGCAGGCCUCAGCAUCUUCUCCCCCAUCCCUAAAUCUCCCAGUUUCCCGCUGAUCCAGGAGACGGCGCUGAAAGGGAAACUGAACGUGCCUGAGCUCAGAAUGACCCGGCUGAUGAACCGCUCCAUCUCCUGUACCAUGAAGAACCCGAAGGGGGAGCUGUUCAGUUAUCCCCCUAACAGCCAGACUGUGGCAGUCCCGGCGGGCAGGGCCCCGGCGCAGAUUACCACGCGGCAGCUGAUUGAAUUGUUUUUCUCAUCCCAGGCGGGCGGCCACUGCAAGAACAUCCCCACUCUGGAGUACGGUUUCUUAGUGCAGAUAAUGAAGUAUUCUGAGCAGCGCAUCCCGACACUCAACGAGUACUGUGUGGUGUGUGAUGAGCAGCACGUCUUUCAAAACGGCUCCAUGCUCAAGCCUGCUGUGUGCACCAGAGAGCUGUGUGUGUUCUCUUUUUACACAUUGGGAGUCAUGUCAGGGGCAGCUGAAGAGGUGGCUACAGGAGCUGAGGUUGUGGAUCUUUUAGUAGCCAUGUGUAGAGCUGCUCUAGAGUCUCCUCGGAAGAGCAUCAUAUUCGAGCCAUAUCCCUCCGUAGUCGACCCCAAUGACCCCAAAACACUUGCCUUUAACCCUAAGAAGAAAAAUUAUGAAAGACUUCAGAAGGCGCUUGAUAGUGUUAUGUCCAUACGGGAAAUGACCCAGGGUUCCUACCUGGAGAUAAAGAAACAAAUGGAUAAACUGGACCCGCUGGCUCAUCCUCUACUACAGUGGAUAAUAUCCAGUAACAGGUCCCAUAUUGUCAAACUGCCUCUGAGUAGGCAGCUAAAGUUUAUGCACACAUCACAUCAAUUCUUGCUCCUGAGCAGCCCACCGGCCAAAGAAGCUCGGUUUCGGACAGCUAAGAAGCUCUACGGCAGCACCUUUGCAUUUCAUGGUUCUCAUAUCGAGAACUGGCACUCUGUUCUGAGAAAUGGACUAGUCAAUGCCUCCUAUACCAAAUUACAGCUGCAUGGGGCAGCCUAUGGGAAGGGCAUCUAUCUCAGCCCCAUCUCCAGCAUAUCUUUCGGAUAUUCAGGAAUGGGUAAAGGACAACACCGGAUGCCAACUAAAGAUGAACUUGUGCAGCGUUAUAACCGUAUGAACACAAUCCCACAGAGUCGCCCAAUUCAGUCACGAUUCCUACAGAGCCGGAAUCUGAACUGCAUUGCACUUUGUGAAGUGAUCACAUCUAAGGACCUACAAAAACAUGGAAACAUCUGGGUGUGUCCUGUUUCAGACCACGUGUGCACACGCUUCUUUUUUGUAUAUGAAGAUGGCCAGGUAGGAGAUGCAAACAUCAACACCCAGGAGCCUAAGGUGCAGAAGGAGAUCAUGCGUGUGAUUGGCACUCAGAUCUACUCGGGCUGAAAGGGGGGCCUCUGGGGGCCGUCUACAGGGACCCGGCGUUUCAGAACCAGCUGUAGCACCUUAGCUUUUGCUCAGAGUGAAGACGCAGGAGAGCCGAACGUUUUCGAAUCCUCCUCCCUGUCCUCCCCUGUGCUUCUCUUCUGACUUUGUUUUUUCUUCUUUUCCUGGCUUUCAUGAGGAGGUUUGGAUGUACGUCCUCUCCUCUACCCUUUCCGUCCUUCUCCCUGUGCGGUUUGCCUGUUUCGGGGGAAUCUGAGACCAAGCAAACUUCACGUGGAAGUAUUUUAUGGCACGAUGUAAAGAGCUGACUUUUUGGCUCACCGUUUCACAACCAGUGAAUGCUAACGAGGGGACAGAGUUUCACACCACUCAUGGCUCAGACGCUCACCCACAUGCCACCUCCUUCCAGAAAGGUAGAUAAGAUGUCCGAUUGGAUCCCUAAGUCUGUCAAUCAAGCUGAUGUGAACUCACCCAAGCAUGGGCUGCUUCCUUUCUAUCUCUCUAUCCUCGGACACUCGUUUUCAUUUCCUUUCAACCCUGAGCUUAAUAACCGCAUCGUUCCGCCUCUACUCUUCCACUCUUUUUCGUUUAUCACUGGAAAUAUCUAUAAAUACAAAGUAAUUGAAAAAAAAAAAAAACUUUAUUAGAUUUCUUUCUGGUUUCUGGAAAGUAGACGACGGAUCUUCUCGCACACCAUUAUUGCGUUUGUAAAAAAAAAAAAAAAAAACAAUCCUCGCCUUGAUCUGUUUACUUUCAUAUUCUUUGAGUAAUGGCGUAUUAAUAUCCAAGAUGCGGUUAUCUCCGGGGCUGCUGUUGUUCAGCUACUUGUUCUGGUAAAAUCAAUUUCCUUUUCUUUUGUCUCUGGUGCACAGCACGGCAGGAACACGAACGUGAACAUGCACGCAAACGCGCUGGAGAGAUGUUUACCGCAAUUUAUCAGCGGGAGCACGGGUGCCUCUAUUUGACAAAUGAAAUAACAAAAUUUCAUUAUUGCUCAUAUUCAUAGCUAUUCCUUCUAAUCACUGGUUUCUCUAAUUUCAUUAUAUCCUGGGCGGGAAAAAGCUUCCUGACAAGGUCAUUUAACAAAAAUCGAAGAAAUCAAAACCUCAUUUAACGUUCCUGAACAGCUACGGUUAUGGACACAGCCUAUUCCUUAUUACCCGUAGUAUAUAACUGGGUGGAUUGCUUUUCCUCCUCUUUCUCCUCCUCCUCCUCCUCCCCCUCCUCCUCCUUAUCCGGCUGUAUUUCUUUUUGAAAUCUACUCCUUCAGCUUGGUGUGAUUUAUAAAAAUGCCGUGUGUGUGUGUUUCUCCACAUACCGAGGUUGUGUAUUCAGCCAAUGGAGUCUGUGAUCACUUAAACAAACCGUCUCCUACAAACCUAACAACUAACUAACGCACUACGGACUUAACGAAUGUGGACGCUGUACUUGGGGAUUUUAUGGAAUAGAAGCAGGUUGUAAAUAAAAUCUCUGUGUGAACGGCAGACGAUGAAACAGCUUAGUUGUCUUUUGUGUCUUUUACAGGCUCAUUUAUGUUGGCAGAGUACCGUUUCAUUGCUUUUAUUGUGUGUCGAUGAAAGCAUCGGGCACGUGAAAGAAUAAAGAGACCGCGUGCACAUUUUUAGAUAAUGCAGUGUAUUUGGUAUAUAAAGUGACACAGCGAGACUAAAUAGAAGUUAUUGUUAAGGUUUAAAGAGUAGAUAUGGGUUUGAUAUCAGCAUUUACUCAACCCUAUACCUGUCCCACCUUAUUCCUUUUGUUAACUGUUCUUAUCUUAUUGUAAAUAUUACAUUUUCAUAUCGUGUUAUUUUGUCCUCGGAAAGGGAAGAAAAAAAUAUUGAUACAUUUCUGGGUGACUUUCUUGUGUUUUCGUGUUGAUGAAAAGAACCAAAUAAUUCUCUGGUUGUACUGAGACGUAAACACCGCACCUUUAAAUACUCAUAUUUGCCUCACUCGCCCUGUAGAGGGCCUUCUUCCACAACAAUACAACACACACAAACACACACACACACACUCUCUCUCUCUCUCUCUCUCUCUCUCUCUCUCUCUCUCUCUCUCUCUCUCUCUCUCUCUCUCUCUCUCUCUCUCUCUCUCCCCCAAUCCUCCAGUGUGUAUAAUAAGGUCUGCAUGCUGGAGAUGAUUUCGUCUAAACUGUUGCUGCUGCGGUGUUGAUCAUGUCGUCAUCUUGUGACAGCCUCUCUUUUGUAAACAGAUUCUCUUUAGUUCUCUUUAGCGUUCUCAAAAUGGCCGCCAUUAUGAGUCAGCACGGCUGGGCCGAUCUAUGCUUUUGCUGCUUUUCAGAAAUGUUUGGAUUUCAUUUCAUGUUCUUCAAACCUUCUAAAGUCUAUCAGUAGCCAGCGUAAAUACCGAGCCUACAUGAUACACUCAUGGCUUAUUUAGAAUUCAGGAAAAAAAAAAAAAACGCAAUAAUCUUUUGGGUUGUUUGAUACGACCAAAACAUAACAGAACUUCCUGAAGUGAUUUAUUCCUUUUGUACCACACUACAGUUUUACAUUUAUUAAAACAAAAUGUCAUAA